Messenger RNA from Megalobrama amblycephala (Wuchang bream), 1807 nucleotides. RefSeq names its product carbohydrate (N-acetylglucosamine-6-O) sulfotransferase 2a (gene chst2a). Gene Ontology annotation, molecular function: N-acetylglucosamine 6-O-sulfotransferase activity. Gene Ontology annotation, biological process: N-acetylglucosamine metabolic process; carbohydrate metabolic process; sulfur compound metabolic process. Gene Ontology annotation, cellular component: Golgi membrane. The transcript has a single exon. NCBI's taxonomy places the organism in Eukaryota, Metazoa, Chordata, Actinopteri, Cypriniformes, Xenocyprididae. The coding region runs from base 102 to 1496 and encodes 464 amino acids. The record is from RefSeq and is a predicted model, not a curated record.
AUGGACUUGGGGCAGAUGUCACGCUUUCUUCUAUGCCAUCAUUGCUGCAUGUGAUACACUGCAGCUCUAUUUGGGACAUUACUGGUUCUUCUGUGUCAUAAAUGAAAAACAAACCCUACCCUCUAAAAUUCACACCACCAUGGGAGAAGAAUGCUGGCUUUGGAAGGAAACACAAGUCUUGCACAAGAAGUCAUACCAAAAUAAUAGCCAACCCUGGAAUUGUGAUGAAAGUGCUACGGCGGAAGAAGAUAAUCAUGUUUCUGGCCUAUUUUCUGCUGGUGGCUCUGACCAUGCUGAACCUGGCUAAUUACAAAUGGACCAAAGAGCCUCAGCAAUGCAACCAGCCAGUGCAGGGAGUGAACUUCCAAAGCAGAUCAGACAUCCGUUACCUUUACAAAGCCCCGCAGGUCAAGAAAAGGCAGCUGGUGUACGUGUUGACCACUUGGAGGUCCGGCUCGUCUUUUUUCGGGGAGCUCUUCAACCAAAACCCAGAUGUUUUUUUCUUGUAUGAGCCUAUGUGGCAUAUUUGGCAGAAGCUGUACCCGGGGGACGCGGUGUCCCUCCAAGGAGCAGCCAGGGACAUGCUGAGCUCUCUUUACAGGUGUGAUUUCUCAGUUUUUCAGUUGUACAACAGUCCCGGGGGGAAGAACAUAACCUCUCUUGGACUGUUUGGGGCUGCCAUAAAUAAGGUCAUCUGCUCCUACCCCUUCUGUUCGUCUUACAGGAAAGAUGUGGUGGGAAUGGUGGAUGAAAAGGUCUGUAGAAAGUGCCCUCCACAGAGCCUUCAGAUGCUGGAGGAAGAGUGUUUAAAAUACAACACGAUAGUGAUAAAGGGAGUUCGCAUUUUGGACGUUAACAUUCUGGCUCCUCUAAUGGAGGACCCCUCUCUGAAUCUGAAAGUGAUCCACCUGGUUCGAGACCCCAGGGCGGUGGCCAACUCCAGGAUUAAAUCUAGACAUGGACUCAUUCGGGAGAAUUUGCAAGUCGUACGCAGCAGAGACCCCAAGCUUCGUCGUGUGCCAUUUGUGGACCCCAACCACAAAAUGAACAAAAAAGACGGUUCAGACUACCACUCCAUCGGAGCCAUGGAGGUGAUCUGUGAACAGAUGUCUAGAACUCUGAAAACUGCUCUUCACCCUCCCAACUGGUUCAAAGGCAAAUACAUGACGGUACGCUACGAGGACUUGGUGGAGAACCCCAUAAAAACUGUUCGGAAUGUUUAUCGCUUUGUUAAUCUUUCAGCCAAUCACGAAAUUGAGAUCUUUGCUAUGAAUAUGACAACAGGACCAAACGCCUCCACCAAACCAUUCAUCGUAUCCUCCAGGAACGCGACACAAGCGGCCAGCGCCUGGAGAACUGUGCUGAACUACCAGCAGAUCAGACAGGUGGAGGAGUAUUGUCAGCACGCGAUGUCUCUGCUGGGAUACCUGCGCGUCCGCACGGCCGGCGAGGCUAAGGAUUUGAGCAGACCGCUAUUGACAGUGCCCAAAAUAUGAAUCACUGCCAAAGACGUUUGAUGUUUUGCAUUUGUGCUAAUAACAGCCUGAUACUCAUCGUUCUGUACAAACUGUUAUUUAUGUUCAAUGCUUAAUGGCUCGGUGGAAUGUAUCUGUUUGCAUCAUACUGUGCACAGCCACUUACUGUUUGUCUGUGCAUCACCACCUGUUUGAUCAAAUAAGAAAGAAAAAAAAAUACUUUGUGAAUGACGUGUCAUUGAUCAUUAAAGGUACGCCAAGAUAUUUAUUUAAUGAUUUAGAUUUUGCAUUCACUGCUUUCAGCACUGCACAAACUAAAGAGAUUAUCUAAA